AUGAUUUUGCUUAUAUUUCCUAUAUUAGUUCUAAUUUUGAUGUAUUUAGCAGUAACCGGUAAAACUUUGGGUUUACGAGAAUUAUAUGUGAAUACCUUGGAUCGAAUUUUUUGAGGUAAACAAUUUUGAUUUGAAAUUUUUUGAAUAAAUAUUUUUCAGUGGGGAGCCACUGUAUGUGCAGCUUAUGACGAUACUGAAUAUGAGCAAGCUUUAAUUGAAGAGCCUACAAAUCCAGCUCCACUUGAACGAAAACCUAGAAGAACAUCUUCGUCUAGUGAUUUAGGUGAGUUGAAAUUUCUUUCUCUGUUUGGAAAAAAAAUCUGCAAACACCAGACUCUACGUACAAUAAUUUUAUUUUAUUCAGGAAUCAUUCAUCGUGAAAAAUCGGAUGUUAUUGAUGCAAAACUUCACGCCACAGAUGUUCCAACAUCCAAGAAAACAACAGUUAGUGUGUUGGUUGAUGACACUCUGGAUUUUAUUACUGUGAGUUUUUGAACAUUUUGAAGUGAAAAAAUUCUUUGAGGUUUACAGAAAAAUAAUUCAGAUAAAAAAUCAUAUUUUCUUGUAGGCUGGCAUGGAAGCUAUAAUAGAAGAUCAAGUGACAAAUCGAUUUUCCGCGGCUCAACUUCCAUCGUGGAACUUGCUCAGUCGCACUAAAUUUUCUUUCCACUACUUCAAGUCAGUUUAUUUUCGACUUACAUCAACUGAUAAUACAUUUUCAGCUGGCAAUUAACUAUUCUUUGGAUUCUUGGAUUUAUGGUCCGAUACUAUAUUCUGGUCCCAUUCAGAAUUGCAUUAUUUUUAAUUGCUAUCAUUCAAAUGUGCACUUUCACAACAUUUAUUGGCUAUGUUCCAAAUGCAAAGUGAGUUUGAUGAUUCAUUUAUCUUAAUUUUCCAGUAAAAAAGUAUGAAUUUCAGAGUUCGAAAAUGGUUGAAUCGUCGUGUUAUGUUAAUGAGUAUGCGUAUUUUCUCAAGAGCAUUUUCCAGUGUCAUCAGAUUCCACGAUAAGUGAGUUUUCGAAUUAUUUAGAAUUUCAAGAAAAAAAAGACAAGCUUUUCAGAGAAAAUCGCGCUAACAAAGGUGGUAUCUGUGUUGCAAAUCACACUUCUCCAAUCGAUGUAAUGGUUUUGAGUUGCGAUAACUGUUAUGCAAUGAUUGGGCAAAGACAAGGUGGAUUUUUGGGAUUCUUGCAAACCACUUUGAGCCGAUCAGAACAUCAUAUUUGGUUCGAGAGAGGAGAAGCUGGAGAUCGCAAGAAGGUUAUGGAAAGGUGAGUAGAAUUUUUUUUAAAUUAUAUUUUCAAUGAUUCUUUCUCAUUCAGAAUGCGUGAACAUGUUAAUGAUGAGAACAAACUUCCAAUUAUCAUUUUCCCAGAAGGCACAUGUAUCAAUAAUACUUCAGUUAUGAUGUUCAAAAAAGGAUCGUUUGAGGUAACCAUCUACCUUCUUUCCCCCUUGAAACUUUUUUUUGUAGAUUGGUAGUACAAUUUAUCCAAUAGCCAUGAAAUAUGAUACUCGGUUAACCGACGCAUUCUGGAAUUCAAGCGCUGAAUCAUACGGUAGAUAUUUAUGGAGUAUGAUGACAUCGUGGGCAAUUAUUUGCGAUGUUUGGUACCUUCCACCAAUGACACGUCAAGAAGGCGAAGAUUCGAUUUCAUUUGCAAAACGAGUGAAAAAAGCGAUUGCGAAAAAAGGCGGAUUAGUGGAUUUGGAAUGGGAUGGAGCGUUGAAACGGGAAAAAGUUUCGGAUAAACUUGUCACUUUGCAACAAAAAUUGUAUUAUGAACGUUUGGCAAGAACUACCACUUUGAACAGUUUUGACAAAGAAGAUGGGGCUGGAUCGGAGAUUUUGGAUAUUAUGCAAGGAAUAUCGGAAGAAGAAAGGGAUGAGUUAUUGAAAAAUAUUGAUGAACAAGAUGACGAUGAAAUUAUUAUUAGAAAGGUGAUUUUUGAAUUUUCUUUUCAAUUUAUGUAAGCAUUUUUUUUUCAGAUCUCUGACCUUAAGGGGCUCUCUGACAAACACGAAGAUCACAUAAAAGUUGAAUAA
Caenorhabditis angaria is the source of this 2046-nucleotide messenger RNA. NCBI's taxonomy places the organism in Eukaryota, Metazoa, Nematoda, Chromadorea, Rhabditida, Rhabditidae. The record is from the annotation of a GenBank genome assembly.